Molecule: messenger RNA, 4864 nt
Organism: Trichosurus vulpecula (common brushtail)
Lineage: Eukaryota; Metazoa; Chordata; Mammalia; Diprotodontia; Phalangeridae
Gene: NID2
Product: nidogen 2
Exons: 20
Coding region: 109-4119 (1336 amino acids)
Biological process (GO): cell-matrix adhesion
Molecular function (GO): calcium ion binding
Source: RefSeq, a predicted model, not a curated record
CCAGCGGGGACUCUGGUCGGAUGUUCCGAGCACCCGAUCGUGGGCUGGCUGUAUUGGGGUGUGGAUGGCGGACGCGCUCUGCUCCUGAAGCAAUCCCGCGAGCGUACCAUGAAGGGAGAAAGGGAUACCAGUCAACAGAGGCAGCUGUUGCUGCUGCUGUUUCACUUACACUGGCUACUACCUUCGGCCUCAGCCCUCCAUCCACAGGACCUCUUUCCGUAUGGGGAAGCCUGGGGGGACCAAUUUCUGCAGGAAGGGGAUGAUGAAAUCUCAGCCUUGGUAAAGCUGAAGAGACCCCUGCGGUUCUAUGAGGCUCAGUUCAGUAGCCUCUAUGUGGGCACUAAUGGCAUCAUCUCAACUCAAGACUUCCCUAAAGAGAUACAAUAUGUGAAUGAUGAUUUUCCUACAGAAUUCCCUGCAGUUGCCCCCUUCUUAUCUGACCUUGAUACUAGCAGUGGGAGGGGAAAGAUCUCUUACAGAGAAGAUGACUCUGUGGAGAUACUGAGCCAGGCAGCCCAAUAUAUUCAUGCUGGGUUUCCCAAAACUGCUGCAAACUACACACCAACCCAUGCCUUUCUUGCUACAUGGGAGGAGGUGGGUGCCUAUGAAAAAGUGACACAAUAUGUGUUGCCAUCAAGGCUGAUGAACACUUUUCAGGUAGUCUUGGCAUUUGAUGAGUUUGACACCUACGCUCUCUUUCUUUAUCCUACCAAUGGCCUUCAGUUCUUUGGAACUCGUCCCAAAGAAUCUUAUGAUAUACAGCUUGAACUCCCAGCCAGAGUGGGUUUCAGCCGAGGUAAAGAUAACUAUCAGAAGAGAGAAGGACCUUAUUUUAGUGUAACUAGCACUGAACAAUCUGUGAAAAAUCUCUCCCAAAUAAGUAACCUGGGCAUUCCUGGAGUAUGGGCUUUUCACAUUGGCAGCAUAUUCCAGUUGGAUAAUGUUGAACCUGCAAACUUCAGAGGAAACCUUUCCAUAGCCCAUUCUCUUGAGCAUUUUCUUAACAAUGCUGCAGAGUACAGUGUCCUGGAAAGUAAUUAUACUGAAGAAAAAAUGGAUUAUGUUAAGGUUUUUUAUAAUAACAAUGGUGAUGAAAGUGAACACUCACGCACUGAACAAGAACUAGCAUCAAACAGUCACAGCAAGACAGUUUUACUUGACUUACAUGCCAGCUCUCGUAGUCAAGUAGAUCACAGUGAAUCAAAUCAUGAUGGUAUGUUCUCUCCACUGGACUCAGAGCUAAAAUCCAAAUUGCUAUAUCCAUCACCUAGUCAUUGGCCAUCAUCUCCCAAAACAGAAUCUGACUCCUUGUAUCAUCAAAUUAAAGAAGGAACACCAGAGAGGGAGGCAUUUUUUCUGAUAUCACAAGGCCACACUGAGUCUUCUCAGCAAAAAGGAAUUAAAAGCCCAGUUCCAACAGACACCAAGGGAGAAUGGCUGGAUCUCUUAGUAGAAGCUUCACCACUCUAUCCUAAAAAUGAAACUAUCCAACCCUACCCAGAUGGUGGAGCUAUGUCUUCAGAAAUGGAAGCUCUUUCAGACUAUUCUGAGGGAGUUGUUCUUACAGAUUAUCAUUUUCCAGAAAAUACACCACCAUUGAAUCAUGGGACGUAUGUUAUGGGAAUGGAAGAAGAUAGGAAUUUCAAAACUGAUGUAUUCACACAUCAAGCUACUAUCAAGGAAACAUGUGAACAGAAACACAGAGAGUGUUCCCAGCAUGCUUUCUGCACAGACUAUUCCACUGGCUUCUGCUGCCACUGCCAGUCCCAGUACUAUGGAAAUGGAAAGCAUUGCUUGCUAGAAGGAGCACCUCACCGAGUCAAUGGGAAAGUGAGUGGUCAUCUCCAUGUAGGACAUACUCCAGUGUCCUUCAGUGACGUAGACCUGCAUGCCUACAUCGUAGGAAAUGAUGGGAGAGCCUAUGUAGCCAUCAGCCACAUCCCUCAUCCUGCAGCCCAGGCCCUGUUGCCCCUUACCCCAAUUGGAGGCCUCUUUGGCUGGCUCUUUGCUUUCGAAAAACCAGGCUAUGAGAAUGGUUUCAGCAUCACUGGUGCAGCCUUCAGUAAUCACAUGGACAUCACCUUCUACCCAGGAGAAGAAAAAGUUCAUAUUACUCACAUUGCUGAAGGACUUGAUCCAGAAAACUACUUAAGUGUUAAGACAAAUAUUCAAGGCCAGGUGCCUUUCAUCCCAGCAAAUUUUACAGCCCAUAUUGCACCAUACAAGGAGAUUUACCACUACUCUGAUUUGGCUGUAACUUCUACAACCUCCAGAGAAUAUUAUCUUUCAUUUGGUGAAAUCAACCAAACAUUCUCUUAUCAUUUACACCAGAACAUUACUUACCAGGACUGUAAUCAUACUUCUAACCCCAGGAUUGUUCCUAGAACUCAGCAGCUAAAUGUGGAUCGUGUUUUUGCUUUAUAUAAUGAGGAAGAAAAAGUGCUUAGAUAUGCUAUGACCAAUCAGAUUGGCCCAAUGGAAGAGGAUAUAAAUCCAUUGGUGAUAAAUCCUUGCUAUGAUGGAAGCCAUGCAUGUGAUACCACAGCUCGAUGUCUGGUGGGAACAGGACUAACCUAUUCAUGUGAAUGUACAACUGGCUACCAAGGAGAUGGAAGAAAUUGUUUUGAUAUAAAUGAAUGUGCAACAGGUUCCCACCUAUGUGGUCAGAAUUCUGUGUGUGUCAACUUGCCAGGGAACUACAGGUGUGAGUGCCAGAGUGGUUAUGGAUUUGCAGAAGAUAAACACACUUGUAUUUUAAUUGCUCCACCAUCCAAUCCUUGUGAAGAUGGCAGUCACAAUUGUGCUCCUGUGGAAAGGGCCCAGUGUAUUUACCAUGGAGGCAGUUCUUAUAGCUGUAUUUGCCUUCCUGGUUAUAUUGGCAAUGGACAUGAAUGUACUGAUGUUGAUGAAUGUAUGGAAGAAAGAUGUCACCCUGCUGCUACCUGCCAUAAUAUCCCUGGCUCCUUCUCUUGCCACUGCCAACCUGGCUACAAUGGAGACGGAUUUCAGUGUUCUCCUGAACCUACCCAGGGACCACGGACAGUUUGUGAGCACUGGAGGGAAAGUCUCCUGGAGCACUAUGGUAGCAGGCCUCGGGAAGACCAGUAUGUUCCACAGUGUGAUGAGUUUGGCCAUUUUAACCCCUUGCAGUGUCAUGGAAACAGCAACUUUUGUUGGUGUGUGGAUAAGGAUGGCAGAGAGGUUGAAGGAACUAGAUCACAACCAGGAAUCACUCCUGCAUGUAUACCGAGCAUUGCUCCUCCCACCAUUCUGCCAUCCCCACGUCCUGAUGUAAUACCACCAUCUGUGGGCACAUUCCUGCUCUAUGCCCAGGGCCAGAAGAUUGGCUACCUACCUCUCAAUGGAACCAGGCUACAGAAAGAAACAGCCAAGACAUUACUAUCACUGCAUGGUUCCAUUGUGGUAGGGAUAGAUUAUGACUGCCAGGAGAAGAUGAUAUAUUGGACCGAUGUUGCUGGGCGUGUAAUCAGUCGGGCCAGUCUGGAAUUAGGCAAUGAGCCUGAAAUUGUCAUCAGUUCAGGACUGAUGAGCCCAGAAGGACUUGCCAUUGACUAUUUCCGUAGAACCAUGUUCUGGACAGAUAGUGGCCUCGAUAAAAUAGAGAGUGCCAGGUUGGAUGGUUCAGAACGCAAGGUUCUCUUUGACACUGAUCUGGUGAAUCCCCGAGCCAUCACUGUGGAUCCAAUCGGAGGCAACCUGUACUGGACUGACUGGAAUAGAGAAGGACCUAAAAUUGAAACCUCUUCUAUAGAUGGAACAAAUAGAAGAAUUUUGGUGAAUAAAGAUAUUGGACUACCUAAUGGUUUAACCUUUGAUCCAUUCUCUAAACUGAUUUGCUGGGCAGAUGCAGGAACCAAAAAACUGGAAUGUGCAUUAUCAAAUGGAACUGGAAGGCAUAUAAUACAAAAUAACCUCAAUUAUCCCUUCAGCAUUGUUAGCUAUGCAAAUCACUUUUAUCAUACAGACUGGAGAAGGGAUGGUGUUAUAGCAGUAAAUAAAGAUAAUGGCCAGUUUACUGAUGAGUAUCUUCCAGAGCAAAGAUCACAUCUUUAUGGAAUAACUGCAAUUUACCCCUACUGUCCGAAAGGAACAAAGUAAUGAACUCUAAAUAACAGAAUUUCAAUUCUGAAGACUAUUUCCUACCAACAGUUGGAAGGUGAAGAAAAUGAAAAAACAGAAUAAAGGUUACUGCCAGUUUCUGGAUAUGCCACAAAAUGACCUUUUACAGGGCAAAGAUUAGUAAGUGUAUUCUGGGAAAGUUUUAUACCUCAAUCUUUACUACUGUAUUUUCUAAAAUUAAAAAAUUGAUACUGAUGUUAUAAGGAAAAAAUAUAUUCCUUAAAGUGUUAGGAACAGAAUUUGAUUGUUACAUAUAAAACAUUUUUAUACAUAAUUACCCUAUUUCACUUUUAAGGUAAAAUUCAUUAAAGAAAAAUCAAUUAAAUUUAAAAUUUAAAGAACUCAUAGACUGAUUCUAGUAUAACUAGAAUCUUCUAUGAAGAACUAGGUUCUUCUUGGCUAAAAGAUUAUUUUGUUUAACUAAAAAUACAUUUAAAGACAAAAAUAUAGAAGCCUUGAAGAGGCUAUGUAAUAAGUAACAGUAUUGGGAAAAACCAAUGAAAUUAAGUUUUUUGAAGUUCUAAAUAUUGUCUCUUUACCUCACCAUCAGUGAAUUUCUUUUAGUAUUUAUACAGAAGGUGCUAGAAUAAUUCAUUUUGUAUUUUAUAGUUCUUAAGUGCCUAUAUCCCCAUAGUAGAAAAAAUUACAUUCAUGUAUACUUACAAGAUAUAUUUCUAUUCAAAGAUUCUGGAUUACUGUAAUAAAACAUUUAAGUUUUCCUAUU